Eimeria mitis is the source of this 2421-nucleotide messenger RNA. Its product is annotated as hypothtetical protein, conserved, putative. Lineage: Eukaryota; Apicomplexa; Conoidasida; Eucoccidiorida; Eimeriidae. The record is from RefSeq and is a predicted model, not a curated record. Gene Ontology annotation, molecular function: dynein heavy chain binding; dynein light chain binding. Gene Ontology annotation, biological process: inner dynein arm assembly; cilium movement involved in cell motility. Gene Ontology annotation, cellular component: inner dynein arm.
AUGGCCGCUGAUGAGGUGCGGGGGGGCUCCUCUCCCCCCGGCGUUUCUCCGAAUACCAGUGAAGGGGUUGCUGAAAUAACCGAUGGAGACAGUUCUGCAGCUGCUCUCCAGAAAGUGGAUACCGCGUCUGGGGAUAAUUCCGAGCCACCGCCAGCCUCGCCAGGUCUGGGACAAGCUUCAGCAGAUCCCGCAGCAACACCCGCCAGCGGUGGCGUAGGGCAGGAUGCACAAGAAGAACACGCCAGUGACGCAAAUGCGGGCAAUGAUGAGGAAAGUGAUGCAAAGCCUGAGGGCCAUGAAGCUGAUCCUGGAAAAUACGCUUCUGGCGACAUACGGAUACAUCUGUCAAGCGGUAUUGACGGGAUUAUGGGAGUGUUGGUGCGGAAGCAAAACCUGAAGCGAAUGGGUCUACUUGAGGAUGAAGGCUCAGAAAGCGUUCUGCGCCCAUUCAAAAGCUUUUCGAAGAAGGCCAUAUUACAGGAGAUAGGAAAGAGGGGGAAGGAUUCGGACUGGACUGAGCACAAGGCUAUUCUCAAAGUCUAUCCGUUAGAGGAGGUGCUGCUGGUGCGAGACGAUGCUGGAAGCUAUGGGGCAAAUUAUCUGAUGCCCUUCACGGAAAUAGCCUUCAAGGCCGUCAACGAAGUAAGUCAACCACGCCAAAAGGCGUGCAUAAGGGGAAUGAGCGAGAUCUCUGCUCUGUCCGUUUGGGACAAUCAGCGCGUUUACGAGGCUGUUCGCCGUGUUAGCCAGUACUUCCGCUGCAUUGAGGCACAUCCUGUACCCCAUUCCGUUAUUCAGGCGAUUAUGACAGCCAACGCUGACGCCAUUACAGCGCGAGGAGAGGCGGAGUCGAAAAGGCUAAAGGCUUUGGAAAUGGAAGCCAAAAAACGGUUGAGAGACGAGAAUGCUGAUGUCCCUGAUUCUCUCUGCGUCGAUGUGAGACAAGAACUUGACUUUGGCGUCCAGGCAGUCCCCGAAAUGAAAGAUGCAUGGUCCCAGGCGGCAGGAGAAGCAACGAAGAACGUAGAGAUACAGCACGACUCAAGUACUCUAACGAAGGGAGUAGGACUCUCAAAUGCGGCAUCCCGCAAGGGCUUUCAGGCUUUCUUCUCUAAAGUGGCUGACAUGGUAGAGGAAGCUUUGCAGCAUAACGAAACCGUAGACAUCCUUAAGAACGACAUGCUGCACAUGGAAGGUGCUGCUGGCACAGCACUGCAGCUGGAAACCGAAGAGGGUCUGAAAGAGGCAUUCACAUUCACUGAUCUCUCCCACUCAAAAAACAAGCUCAUUUCGUACAUCCGAUGGAUUCCUGAGUCAGAAAAACUGAUAGCAUGCGCCGCAAUGGACACUGCAUCCUUCGAUGAACGCGUGGAUGCUCCUUCUCGUUCGUCAAAGUCUGUUAUCCUCAUUUGGUCUCUUGAAAAUCCGCUUGUUCCCCAGCAACUGUUUGUUGCUCCUUCUGAAGUCACAACAUUUUGUUUCGUCCCAGCUGCGCAGAACAGGCUAUACUUGGCUGCCGGCUUGCUCAACGGGCAGGUUGCAAUAUGGGACGCAAGUUCUCUUAGGCUGCAACAGGAUACCUCCGGUUCUACAAACAUCGGGAAGCUGCAGCCAGCGGUGCUUUCUUCAGCUAUUGAUUUCUCUCACAAGCGCCCGGUGCAGCAUUUGGUGCCCCUUCCACCGAAGUUAGAUUUCAGGCGUUCUCUUGCCAUUUACUUCAAUGCCCAGGCAGAAAAUGCCCUUUUUCUUUCUUGUGGAGCUGAUGGAGGCGUCUAUGUAUGGGAUAUUACCGCUGGAGUUGCAGGUGCCGAAAACACUGAAUUUCUAUGGAGACCAGUGCUCCAGUGUGAGCUACGCAAACAAGACCCAGGCAAGCAAAAAACACUGAAUUUCUAUGGAGACCAGUGCUCCAGUGAAGAAGGCGAUGUACUGCUGGGAGACUGGGGAAUAUCCUUUGACGACGGAAAAAACGACCACAUAAAACAACACUUUCAUGCCCCCAGCGAGCUACUCGUGCGGCCUUUGGAGCCCUUCACGGCCAGUAAAUCGAGAAAGCUCACAAGACAGCCUCAGGUAGCAGACGCAAUGGCGAUAAGUAGUGAACCCAGCCCUGCCCUGGCCUACCUCGCAGUAGGUGAUGCAACGGGUGCUCUGAGGGUCCUUAAGCUCUUCCCAAGCCUGACAAACCCCGCAGCAGAAGAGAAAAACAAACGGCAGGCAAUUGAAAGAGAAUCAGAAGAAAUCGAAGUUCCUCCCGAAGAGGACAAGGAAAGCAAUGAACUCCAAGCAAUUGAAGCUGAGUAUAAAGCGAUGGAGGCAGCUUUCCUUAAGGAGCUGCAGCAGCGUGCAACGGAAGAGAACGCAGCACAGCCGUCCGCUUCUGCUGAUGAGAAAGAGAAGAAGAGCAGCUUAGCGAGAUGA